UAAAGCACUGCAAAAGCCUAUAGCCGUUUUCCUGUCCUCCGUUCUCCGGCAACCGCAGAACUGCAAUGGCGGAGCUACAUGCCGUUGAUGCGAAUUGUAUCGAAAACUCCGACCAAGUAAACGUCAAUCAAUCGCUGAGAUUCUGUUCUUCUUCCGCUCUGGACACCGCCGGAAGCUCCAGAGCUGAAAUCAACGAAGAAGAAGAAGAGUUGAGGAGACUUCUGGUGCCGAGGAUUGAGGACCUUCCUUCUGUGCCUCCGUCCGCCGUUGAAUCCAACUUCGUCACCUACUAUGCUCCAGAUUUUAUAAAGCCAGGACACGAUCAAUAUGUCCGUCGUCACGCCAAUGGUUUGUGCGUAAUUGGGAUAGCUUCAAGUCAUGUUGCCUUUAAGGAUGAAGGUGGAAUUACGGCGGUGGAUUUUAAUGUGGGGAAGUCUGAUCGCAGUGGGAUUAAAGUCACCGGAAAACGGAAGAAGAAUGCACAGCAUUUUGAGUCCAAUACAGCGCUCUGUAAAGUGUGUGCAAAGGAUAAUUCAUAUAUAGUGAGAUGCUGUGUGAAAGGCUCUCUAUUGGAAGUCAAUGAAAGAUUGAUUGAACGCCCAGAAUUGCUGAUAUCAUCGGCAGAACGGGAGGGAUAUAUCGCGAUCAUAAUGCCCAAGCCGGCCGACUGGCUCAAGAUCAAAGCUUCCUUGCUGGGAAAAGAAGAUUACUGUAAGUUGAGAACAGCUUGCUGAUUCCCUGCAAUAGACACUUUAGUUUCUCUAUAGAGUAAUGUGUUUUCAACAUUAAACUAAUCUCAUUGAUGUUUUGGGAAUUUUGGGAUUUUUUUUUUUUUUUUUGAGUCUAUUGAAUAGUUUUAGUUUAUAGGCUUUUAUAACUGAAAAAGGAUUAGAUAUCUCGAGGAUACCAUGUUAUUACGUUAUGUACCAUUCAUAAUUUGACGUUUGUUUUCUAUU
Molecule: messenger RNA, 956 nt
Organism: Ipomoea nil (Japanese morning glory)
Lineage: Eukaryota; Viridiplantae; Streptophyta; Magnoliopsida; Solanales; Convolvulaceae
Product: protein Simiate
Exons: 6
Coding region: 66-734 (222 amino acids)
Cellular component (GO): nucleus
Source: RefSeq, a predicted model, not a curated record